Molecule: messenger RNA, 984 nt
Organism: Monopterus albus (swamp eel)
Lineage: Eukaryota; Metazoa; Chordata; Actinopteri; Synbranchiformes; Synbranchidae
Product: olfactory receptor-like protein DTMT
Exons: 1
Coding region: 1-984 (327 amino acids)
Biological process (GO): detection of chemical stimulus involved in sensory perception of smell; G protein-coupled receptor signaling pathway
Cellular component (GO): membrane
Molecular function (GO): G protein-coupled receptor activity; olfactory receptor activity; odorant binding
Source: RefSeq, a predicted model, not a curated record
AUGGAGUUACUCAACCCAGAUCUUGAGAAAAACAUCACCUUUGUGCAUCCUGCUUAUUUUAUAAUAAGUGGAUUUAUUGACAUACCUGAUAUGAAGUAUUAUUAUGUCUUUCUCUUUUUUGUUUACAUUGUUUCAGUGCUGGGAAAUACAGCUGUGAUGGGAAUAAUAUGCUUGGAUCAUAAGCUAAGAACUCCAAAAUAUAUUGCAGUGUUUAAUUUAGCAUUUGCAGACCUGUUUGGUAGCUCUGCUAUGGUGCCAAAAGUAUUUGACAUCUUUCAGUUUGACCAUCGUUACAUUCCCUAUGAUGACUGUUUUACAUUCAUGUUUUUCUGUUACGCCUGCCUUGCAAUGGAGCCUUUUAAUCUGGUUGCACUUGCCUAUGACAGACUGAUAGCCAUCAUCUUCCCACUGCACUAUCAACUAAUGGUGACAUGUAGGUUCAUGUUUUCUUUGAUUGCCUCUUUCUGGCUCAUUGUCAGUACUUUUCUACUCAUUGCAGUUGUCCCUCUAACAACACUUUCCUAUUGCAAAUCUGUGGUUAUUAACAGUUAUGUCUGUGACUAUGCCUUGGUGCACAAACUAGCCUGCAAUGAAAAUGCACUCACCUUGUUCACUGGACACUCUCUAUCAGUACUUAUUCUUUGGCUCCCACUGGUAUUUAUUAUUUCAUGUUAUUCAUAUAUUGGCUAUGCAUUGUCUAAAGUAGCUGCAGUUAGAGAAAGAGUGAAGGCCUUUAAAACCUGCACAUCUCAUCUUUCACUGGUGGCAAUCUAUUUUCUUCCUCUAAUGUUCACAUUUGCUUUGAAUGCAUAUAUAGAUGCAAAUACCAGACUCAUAAACAUGUCUCUGUCCACUGUCAUUCCUCCCAUGUUGAAUCCAAUCAUUUAUGUUCUGCAGACACAAGAAAUCAGAGUAUCUGUGAAAAAGUUAUUAAAAAUCAAAAAGCAAUCCAAAGUUACAGUGAAGAAAGCAAUUUUAAAAUGA